Biomphalaria glabrata is the source of this 2217-nucleotide messenger RNA. Its product is annotated as myosin-16-like. The transcript has 7 exons. The record is from RefSeq and is a predicted model, not a curated record. Gene Ontology annotation, molecular function: protein binding. The coding region runs from base 126 to 1832 and encodes 568 amino acids. Lineage: Eukaryota; Metazoa; Mollusca; Gastropoda; Planorbidae.
CGGAUGCGUUUUGCAAUAGUACGCCAUUACAAAAUCCAGUAGGCCCUAUAUUAAUUCUAUGAUGAAAAUCAACACACAUAUUUUAGUUGUUGUAUAAUUAGAAACACAACAUCGCAUCAUAGUCCAUGUUAUUGAAGAUGAAAACUCCCAGGCAAAUAAAAGUGAUCACUUCACAGCUAGAAGUUUUAGAAGAGUUGAAGGAACAGUUAGAAACCUUUAUUGCAGAUAUAAAUACAGUCACUUUGAAAGGAAAGACGUGGAUUGAUGAUUCAGACAGCCAAAAUUUUGUAGAGAUCAAUCUUUACCUAUCCAAUGAAACAUCCAGAUGUUUACGACGUUAUCGUGAUCUAAAUAGUGAUGACUUCGAUCAACAUUCUUAUCCAGUGGAACAUUCGAAUCAAGUGGAAAACACAAGUCCAAAAGCGUGUAACCUCAGUUGUAAAGAUGACAAAACGUAUCAACGAUUGGCUGGCAUGAUGGACACAAUUGAAUCCACACUUGCAAAACAUUCAAGAAAAAUUAAAAACUUGCAACAGAAAUCAUUGGGGCACGAAACCCGAAUUCAGUCGACUUUGCUGCAGAUACAAGAAAAUGAAACACAAUAUAAUUCCAAAUUUGAAGAGUUCAUUAAGGAAUUUCAAGGAGCCAGUCAAUUUAUGUCAAGUCUACAAACCCAGAAUACAACGUUGUCUAACAAAGUGAUGGAAAACGAAGAACAGAUAAUAGAAAUGGUGAAUACAACUGAAACUUUACGACAUCUGCCUCAAGAAGUAGAAUACCAGAAAGAACGCUUGGAGUCAUUUGUACAAGCCAAUGAAUCCGAAGAUAAAGGUCACGUGCUCAAAAUGGACGAAGUUAUGCAAGAACAUACAUCAAAUAUUCAGCAAUUAAAUACAAAAUAUGAACAUUUGUUAAAUUUAAUUCAAACCAAUGAAAAUGAGAUAAGGCAGAUACAAACAUGUAAUGCCACUGAAACUCUUUCACAUAUAAAGCAAAAACUUACAAAACACGAGGAAGACUUAGAACGCAUUGAGAUAAACCACAAAGAAAUGAGUGACACCAACAGAAAGAAAAUGGAUGACAUUAAUGCUAAACUUCAAGCCCAUAGUGAAACAACUUCUAACUUACAGAUUAAUUUUGAAUCUCUGCAGUCCCAAUUAAACAAUUUAAAAGAUGACUUCAAGCAUACUGAUUCGUUAACGGAAUCAUUAAAGACAAAUAUGACAGAAAUUAAAGAUCAACUUUCAAACUAUAAGUCUGAUUCUCAAAUAUUAAAUCUGGAGUCUUCUUUUUUUGAAGUAACGUCUGAAUUAUAUAAAGAAUUGGAUGUUGUGAAAAACAAAAUGUCAACUGUUGAAAGCCAGGUUUUGAAUUUAUCAGGUGGCUAUGCCGAACUUCUUAAGAUUAGCUCACAAGAUGUCACAGUAGCCUGCAGACUAUGGAUACGAAAUUCGGAAGAGAUACAUUUAAAUAAAGAUACCAUAGUUACUUGUUUUAAUGGACAUGAUCUGAACAUCGGCAAAUGUUACAACAAAACCACAGGAAUAUUCACAGCCCCCUGCAAAGGAUUAUAUCUGUGUAGUUUGAUGAUGGGAAGUGAAGAUUGGGCUCGGUUUAACAUUCACGUCCGUAAAAAUGGCCGUGAGUCAGUUAGAGGCACAACUCAUACAAACAGCACGGGCGCUGUAGCCUGUCUCGUUACUGUCCUAGAGUUGGAUCAAGGGGACGAGGUAUACAUCAAACCAGCGAAUGAUGUAGCAAAGAUAAAAAUAAACAUUUUUUCAUAUUUUGUGGUCGUUUUGUUACAGCAAAACAGAUUAGAGCAUCUUUAAUGGGAGCAUUUAUUUUAUUUCUUGUAGGCUCCCAAAUAAAUAUUAACAUAUUAUAAAGUUAGGGCUAAAUUUCGGGAGUUUUACUUUACCCCAGUUAAUUGAAAUGGCCAUGGGUAGUUGGUUCUCACAAGGGGGUGGGAAGUCCUGGUCACGGCGAUCUGAGCUAAGGGGGGACCUGCCUGUGCAGUCACUCGACUUGUAUGGUAGCUAUGAGGCACUACGCCGGACGGCUAAGUUUCUUGCCAGAGCAGUACGGAAGGACUAGUCCUUCCUGCUCUGAUUUUUCAAUAGGAGUUCAUAUCAGGUCACGGCAAUCUAAUUGAAACACCUUGUAGCCUAUUUGAUAUACAUAUCUUCAGUUAUUUAAUAAAUGCAUUACUUUGAC